Akanthomyces muscarius is the source of this 996-nucleotide messenger RNA. RefSeq lists its product as uncharacterized. Gene Ontology annotation, molecular function: endonuclease activity; nucleic acid binding. NCBI's taxonomy places the organism in Eukaryota, Fungi, Ascomycota, Sordariomycetes, Hypocreales, Cordycipitaceae. Gene Ontology annotation, biological process: DNA catabolic process. Bases 1 to 996 code for a protein of 331 amino acids. The record is from RefSeq and is a predicted model, not a curated record. The transcript has 2 exons.
AUGGUGUCAUUCUACCACACCGCCGUCGUUGCGGCCACUGCUUUCCAGGGUGCUCAGGCUUGGGGUGUCUUGGGCCACGCCACCGUCGCUUACAUUGCGCAAAACUACCUGACCAACGAAACUGCUGCUUGGGCUCAAGGUAUUCUCGGGGAUGAUUCCGACUCGUAUCUGGCCACCAUUGCCUCCUGGGCUGACCAGUACCGCGCCACCACGGCCGGCAAGUGGUCUGCGCCGCUGCACUUCAUCGACGCCGAGGACAACCCGCCGUCGUCGUGCAACGUCGACUACGAGCGCGACUGCGGCAGCAAAGGCUGCUCCAUCUCCGCCAUUGCCAAUUACACGCAGCGCGUCAGCGACGGGCGCCUGAGCGGCGACCACCACGACGAGGCGCUCAAGUUCCUCGUGCACUUCCUCGGCGACGUCACGCAGCCGCUGCACGACGAGGCGUACGAGGUCGGCGGCAACGACAUCAAGGUGACCUUUGACGGCUACCUGGACAACCUCCACGCGGACUGGGACACGUACAUUCCGCAGAAAAAGGUUGGCGGCUCGAAGCUCACGGAUGCGCAGUCGUGGGCCAGCGCGCUCGUGGGCGAGAUUGAGUCGGGCGCGCUCAAGGGCCAGGCCGCGAGCUGGAUUUCGGGAGACGAUGUUUCAAACCCCAUCGCCUCGGCUACGAAAUGGGCCUCGGAUGCCAAUGCCUACGUUUGCUCGGUCGUCAUGCCCGGUGGCGCGGCGGCGCUCCAGCAGGGCGAUCUCUACCCGGACUAUUACAACUCGGUCAUUGGGACGGUCGAGCUGCAGAUUGCCAAGGGCGGCUACCGUCUCGGCAACUGGCUGAACAACAUCUACAGCAGCAAGGUAGCUAAGCGCAGUGUUGAUGCUGUGCUGCCUGACCUGUCUGGCCGCGAUCUUCUUCCCGCUGACCGCCCGCUGAGCCGUGCGAAGCUCGCGAGGGAGGCGAUGGGCGAGAAGUGCUGCAACCACAGCCACUAA